AUGAUAUCAACAUCUCAAGCUCUACAAGAAGCACUCGAAAGUACGGCAAAUAAACCUCACAUGAUAGUGAUGGAUAACGGCAGGGAAUUCACAGGAAAAGCGUUUAAAGAUGUGCUAGAUAAAUUUGGAAUCAAAAGUUGGCACACACAACCAUACACACCGUGCCAAAAUGGCAAGAUAGAGCGGUCCUGGAAAACCAUUUUCAAAUCCAAAGUCGAAGGAGUUCCAAUUGAGGAACAACUUGAAUUUCUUUUCAAAAGAUACAACGAAAUGUGGCUAAACAGAUUACUCAGCGUGUUAUACGGCAAAAAUACAUGUCCAAAGCAAGCCUGGGAUAUAAACCAAAAAAUCAUUUUUGCCGAAGAUUACUAUGAGAAGUAA
Messenger RNA from Trichomonas vaginalis G3, 381 nucleotides. RefSeq names its product ribonuclease H-like family. Gene Ontology annotation, biological process: DNA integration. The coding region runs from base 1 to 381 and encodes 126 amino acids. The transcript has a single exon. The record is from RefSeq and is a predicted model, not a curated record. Gene Ontology annotation, molecular function: nucleic acid binding. NCBI's taxonomy places the organism in Eukaryota, Parabasalia, Trichomonadida, Trichomonadidae.